GGAUAUGGCAUGGAGACCAUAGAUAUAAACAUCUAGCCUCUCUGAUAUAGAUCUAUGAUGGAGACUCUCCGGGUGCUGGAGUUAUACAGUGGGAUAGGAGGGAUGCAUUAUGCUUUAAAGGAGAGUGGGAUACCUGCCCAGGUAGUUGCUGCCAUCGACAUCAACACCACAGCCAACCACAUCUACACACAGAACUUUCCUGACACAGAACAGUGGAACAAGACCAUCGAGGGCAUUACACUCGAUGACUUCAAUAAAUUAUCUUUUGACAUGAUAUUGAUGAGUCCCCCUUGCCAGCCUUUCACCAGGAUCGGACUUCAAGGGGACGUCUCUGAUCCCAGAACCAGGAGCUUCCUCUACAUCCUGGAUCUUCUGCCAAGGUUGUCCAAGCUGCCUCGAUACAUCCUGCUGGAGAAUGUGAAAGGCUUUGAGGUCUCGUCUGCCAGGGAACGUUUGGUGAAAACACUUAAAGAAUGUGGAUACGCUUUCAGGGAGAUCAUGGUCUCACCCACAAGUGUCGGGAUCCCAAAUUCAAGACUGCGUUAUUUUCUGGUUGCUAAGAUUUCAACAGAAAACAAUUGCACCAACAGUUUAAAGGUGUUUGAUGCCUUCCCACAAGCUACUCAGAGUGAUUCUCCGGAGCAGCCAGAAGACUCAAGUCGUCCUGACUCGAGUUCCUGCCAUCCAGAAGAUGAAACUCAGGUGGAGCGAGUCCUUUAUAAACUAGAGAGGACCGCUGACGCCCAGAGGAAGGAGAGCCAGAACAACGAUCUCUCCUUCAGGCAGAUCCAGGACUUCCUGGAACCAGAGAGUGAAGUCAACAUGCAGCACUACGUUCUCCCUGCUAAGACUCUGCUGAGAUACUCUCUGCUGCUGGACAUUGUUCGGCCCACAUGCAGGAGGUCCGUCUGCUUCACCAAAGGUUAUGGGCGCUAUGUGGAGGGGACUGGCUCCGUGUUGCAGAGCUGCAUGGAAACAGAGAUGGAGAGUGUGUUUGGAGGUUUGGACCAGUGCUCUGAAGAUGAGAAACUCCAGCGGCUGUUGAAACUGAAGCUUCGCUAUUUUACCCCCAGAGAAAUCGCAAACCUCAUGGGCUUCCCUCAAAACUUCUCUUUUCCGGAGCAGAUCACUACCAAGCAGCAGUACAAAGUUCUUGGAAACAGUCUUAAUGUUGUGGUGGUAGCCAAACUCUUACAGCUGCUAGUCUCCUAGCACUGGGAACACUGGGAACACUGGGAACACUGGGAACACUGGGAACGAUGAAGGAGAACAACAUCCUAUUUUUGUAUUGUCUAUUAUUUCUGUUUUGUGUGUUGCCUGGUCAAGUGUUGGCCAAAUGCUGCACCAUCAAACAGUGCAAGAUACAUGUUUGUUACAUAAAACAGUGCAUGUCUCAAAUUAUAUAAAGAAACAAACAUUUAUGUCCAAUGUUAGUAUAUGUAUCUAUAAUUAUAGUUAUUGAUUUUUUUGUAAAUAAAAU
Molecule: messenger RNA, 1480 nt
Organism: Centropristis striata (black sea bass)
Lineage: Eukaryota; Metazoa; Chordata; Actinopteri; Perciformes; Serranidae
Gene: trdmt1
Product: tRNA aspartic acid methyltransferase 1
Exons: 11
Coding region: 55-1212 (385 amino acids)
Molecular function (GO): methyltransferase activity
Source: RefSeq, a predicted model, not a curated record